UCGUGUUUUUGUUUGUAUCGUAGUUCUGCGAAAGGAAAGCAACCGAGGAAUUGUGUUUCUUUGAAAAUUAAUUGCCCCCAGCAUCGGUUAGAACGACACGGCUGAAAAUUUGCGCCUUCCUCCUUCAUAUUAUGGCACAAAAUACCACGUCAGAUACAACUUGAAACAAACCACGCCCCACGAACCACGAUGGCCUCUUCCUCGUCCAGCAGCAGCAGCAGCAGCAGAAUGUCGGUGAUGGACCGCGACCUCUGUCUGCUGCUGGUGGAGAUGUCGUCCGAGAAGGUUACCGUGCGGCAGAAGGCGUUCAACAAGAUGAGCACCAUCCUGAACAACCGGGAGGACGAUUUUCUCGACUACAUGGCAUCGGAUGCGUUCGAGACGCAGUGGUGCGCGGUGCUGGAUGCGGCUUACCACGGUAUACAGAAGCAGAGCUACGCCAAUACGGCCCAGGUGCAGAGCAAGAACCACGACUACGUCGUGGUGCUGCACAAGCUCGUUGAGCUGGCGAUGGAUCGGGAUGCGCCGCAGCUACCGCACAGCCAGCUGAUCGGGUGCUUUGUGCGCGCGAUCAACGAUCAAGCGAUGCGGGACAGUUUUGGUGUGUGCUUUCUGCACGUGCUGAACAAGUUCGUGCUGUGCUCCAAAUGGUGCCUAACGCCGGUGAGCUACGAGCACUGGAAAGAAAUUCUUGACUGCUGUUUCGUGAUACUGGAUUCAGCGCACGUACCAAAGCACCUGGCGGCCAACUGUCUCUCGCUGGCUGUGGUGAAAUUUUUAGCCAACUGUUCGAUGCAAACACUGCUGGCGGACUAUUUGAGCCGGCUGAUUGUCCACCUGCGCCAGGCGGUAAAUGAGAAGAAAAGUAACGUUUUAUGCGAUCUGAUAAAUAUCGCUUUGUACAUAACAGAAGCGAUAGCGGUGGAUUGUAAGACGAAGAUAAUUGCAUUCUUGGAGUCGCUCGUUCCAUGCACGGUGAAAAUUUACAAGGAAGCAAACUUGCGCAAGGAACAGAAAGCGCCACUGUUCCGGCUGAUGCAUCUGUCGCUGAUAAUGUUAUACCCGGGAGGAAAAUCUCAUACCCUUGCGAAACCACUGACCCGAGACGGUGUGCAGCAGGUCGAGGACGAUGAAGCGCGAAGGAAAACGUUGCGCGAAUAUCAUUACAUACUGACGAGUGAAAUGAAGGCACGGGAUCAGAGUUCGUUCUUUGGCUCGAAUGAGGCCCCUUUUGCUGAUGGUUUCAUUGACUUUGCCGCCCGGUUGUGUUAUACGGUGUACUGGAACGAGGAUAAUUGGAAGGAAUCUAGCGGCGAAGAAACGGCCGCAAAACGGAACAAACAGUUUAACAAACUGCAAAGCAUCAUGGAGAUGGUCGGUACUGCUCCGAAUCAUCUGAAUUUGCGUUGGUUGUACAUCCUUUCUGCGGUUCUAGACAGAUAUGAGGCAGCACUUACUAGCGACGACUAUGCGCAACUGUUGCAACUGUUGUGCAAUGUGCAACCGAGCCUACAAUCGCCGCACGAGCAUGAUGCUUUCUACCAGUGCUGUUCCGUGCUGCUCGCGUUCGAACAAAAGUCCACCCAUCGAUCGUUGAACACAGCGGCGGCCAGCGGUGAAUCGAUUGGCGAGCUUUGGGCCAAAAUGAUAGCCGCUGCGUUCCGUGCCUGCACCAACACCGCCGCAAGAACGUGCGCUAAAUCCAAUCUCCUGCUGCAGCUAUUGAUUCGCCAUCGAAAGUAUCCGAACGUCGGUUUCCUUAACGGCACCGUGCUGGAAGCCUUUUACACCUAUGCCGUGGAGAAGACGAACCUUAACGUCGGCACGGUGCUGUCCAUCCUGGAGACGGUGGGCAACGCCGAGUGUCUCGGCUGUGUCGACGGUGUACUGACCAAGCUGCUCAACUAUCUCUAUCCGCAGACGCGCGAAACACAGUCGAAAGCGAUACUGCACGCAAAGGAGCGGCUGAGCGCAAAGACGCUGGCACGCAUUUCGAUCCUUUGCGUGGUGACUACACGUUGCGCAAUGGAUGAGACAGAGCGGCACACAUACGCCGUAGUGCACGAUACCUUUUACCGGGAGCGAGACGGGCAGUUGCAAACGCUCGAGCAAAGACUUCGUUACCAUAGUUUAGAGGAAUUGCUAGCGUUGGAGCAGCACAAAAAGGAAGGCAUUGAUGCGGAAUCACCGCAAGGCAGCGCACGAAUCUCGUACAACAUAAACGAACCACUGUUUUUGCGCCUGUGUGAGGUAGUAAGCUUCGACAAGCAUAUCCUGCCCGAUGGGAAUGAUUUUCUAGCCGAUGGAUUGGCAUGCAUCUGCGACGAUUUGGAGCUGUACCUGGAGAUGCUCAACAUUUUGCUGCUGCACGCCGCGUACGAUGAGCACCAGUGCACCAGGAGCCCGCUAUACAAAAAGGUUCUGCUCAAGUUCGACCUACUAAACGGUGGAUUUGAACGGCUGUUGAAAAACGAUGCGGCCUCCACGCUGAAUCUGAUCAAAACCAGAAACCUCGCCGAACGAUUGUUGGCCAUCUUUCGUGGCCCUUACCAUCCGUCGGUAAGGAAGCUGCUGCAGCAAACCGAACACACGCUCAUUAUGCGAUGGGCAAUCGGGCAGAUCAGUCUGAAGGAGGGGGAGGAUUCGCAGUGCGUGACCGUGUUGCAGCCGGAUAAACUGGCCACGGAAGAGCAACUGCAGCGAUGUUUCCUCCACGUCGUAGCGGAAUAUCUGCAGUACGAAGGGCCAAGCCUGAACGAGGCUCACGAGCUGCUGGAUCGGUUGGAACUGAAUGUGUUCUGCAGUUUGGAUUUGUUCUAUCUGUUUGAUCUGUGUCGAAUACUGCUGGCGCAACCUUCCCAUGAGGUGGUGGCCGUAUGGGUACUGAGAAACCUGGUAGAUGUGUGCAAAAACCACUACACCAAUCCUGACAUUACGGAGCAGAUUAUCGAUCUGUACGGUUCUUUAACCGCCUUCGUGAGCCCGUACGAAGACAUGAUCCGCAACGUAACGAUCGUGCUGUACUCGUUCGUAAAACAGUGCGCCAAACACACGUACUCUACCGAGCUGCAGGUGAAGAUACUGGCGCAGGUGAAGUAUCUGCUUCGCGCUUACCCGCAACACAUCCGUACGCCAACGCACCAGAGCAUCUACAACGGAUUGGUGCCGUUGCUGAGCAGCCCAAGCUAUCGCAUCAAGCUGGAAGCGGUCAGGAAUAUUCUGCACUUCAUGCAACUCGAAUGGUCACAUCCUGACCUUUCGUCGGUUCCGUGCAGCUUUUACGAGUUUCAGCUGCAUCUGUACGAUCAAAUUCAGUUCGAGGAGCUACUAGCGACCGACGGUGGGAUGGAACUGAACGAUGAGAGAAUGAACGUGAUUAGCGGCUGCCUUCAGCUGCUGUUGGGCAUCUUUCGCAUUAGCUUCAUGCUGCGCCGGCGCGCGUUGUGCGACUUUGUGCUGCUCGUUCAGUUGGGAAGCGUAAACGAUGACAAAAUGGCAAACACCAUACGGCUUAUGCGCACCUCCAGCGAUAUCGACUUCUGCAAGCUGCUUCAAGCUAACCUGGACACCGUACUCGAGCUGUGGCUAACCAAAGGGAAUCGGUUGCUGCAUUUCCCGUUCCGUCUAGCGGGAAAGAUCGCCACGAUUGAAGAGUUUAUCCAACUGUUCAAGAAAAACAUUUCCUUCGUCUUACUCUGCAUGCAGCCGGAACGGUUCGAGCAGUUCUGCAAAUCUAUUGGCGUACAGCAGGCAGAAAUGGUGAAGAGUAUACUGCCGAAAUGUGUUUCGUUCCUUCUGCCCAAGUACGCCAAAUGUGAAGGGAUGGCGCCCAAGUAUGAUGCAAUGGCUAGUCGGAUGCACAAAGCACUUGCCCCUAUAAUAAGCACGGUAGAUCUUAAAGAUUACGUGUCGGAAAUUAUCAAAACUCUCACCCACCGAUUGAACGAUCACGUCGAGCUGGGCAAGCUGUUGGAGCAGGACCUGCCAAGCUGCUUCGUUGCCGAUCUGUCGCUUAGCAAAGCCACUUACUCGACGGCGCUCGAGCACCUGAAACAGUCGGUAUGGGGAUCGCAAUCGUUCAAGUACACGCUGCUGAGCAAUUUGUGUCUAAAAAACAGCUCACCAAUUGAACGCACCCUAACGGAUGUCAAACGCUGGCUUUGGGCGGCUGAUGAACCGGAGCAGAAAAUGGUACAUCUCUUCCAGUACACGGUGUUCCUCGACCAUCUGAAAGAGUACAUCGGACAGCAGAAGGAACGCGCGUUCAAACCCUAUCUCGUGCGAGAUGUGGUGUAUUUCCUGUGCCACUUGUUGUCCUCCUUUCCCGCCCUACGACUUGCCACGCUCAACAGCUUCGGGCGGUUCCUGGAGCACGUGGUCGCAUCUAGCGAUGCGUGCGAGCUGCUCUCGGAACAUUUGCACUUCAUAGUGUCAUCAUUGCUGGAGGUGGAAAAUGUCGAUCCGGCAUCGGAGAUUUCUCAAAAAUCGCUAACCCUGCUACGGUUUCUGAUCUUGCAACACUCUACCGCGUUUGCGAGUGCGAUCGGUAAGCUGAAUUAUCUACCAAAGGACGAACGAUUCGAUCAGUUGCGGCUUGCUAUAUCGCGCCAAAAAACGAUCGGUCAUGAAAAUGUGCUGCCAAGGGAAGAAAUCGCGGCGCUGAUUGAGUUGCCCAAUUUAAGAUACGAAGAUUUGGCUGCGCUGAAGAUUGUGCUCACCACAAAAAAGAAAGAUCUUAAAUUGUUGUGCGAUGAGCUGAGCGAGCAAAGCACAUCGUCGGGUGCUAGUGGGGAAAGCGUUCUUCAUCGGUUAGUUUACACUUUGCUGGAAGUUGUGCGCAGCUCGCCUUUCGACAAGCGAUCGAUGGAAGCGCUCCGAUGUUUGGGUGAAAUAGGACCAAUCGAUCUGGGAACAAUGCUGUUAAAAUCCGACGCAGAAACGAUUGCAUACGAUACGAUCAACAACUCGAAGGAAGCAAUCGAACGAUGUGCUGCCGUGCUGCUGAACGAAUUGAACGAGCUGCUAACGAACAGAAACGUUCCGGUUGCAAACUACGCCUCCCAGGUUUGCUACAAAAUGCUGUACGGAAAAACAUUCCAUGCUUUGGCGGCCAAACUACCAACACUGCACCCAUUUUUGGGAACUUCUGCGGAAGAGAUCAAACUCUUCACUCGUACCACCGGACGCAGUUUGUCGUUGCGGCCAAUGCUCGCCAACGAACGGAUCGAGUAUAGCGCUUUCGUGCAGCAGCUGUCAGCCGCGUUGCUGUCAUUUUUGGGAAAUACGAUGCUUAAAAAGCUGGCCGAACAGGAAACGGCAUUCGCCGAGAAGCUUGUACCUUUGCUGGUACAGAUAACGAUCAAGCAAUUCGAAGAGUCAAUCAUUGAUAGUAUCGGCAGCUUUAUUAAUGAGUUUUUCAACAAGUUCGCUACCAUUCAGAAUGAGGUUCACAAUAUUUUCAAUGACCCGAAAGCUAUUCAACUGAUGCUUACCAUUGUGGAAUGUGUUCGGAUACAUAAUCAAUGCUUUCCACAGUAUAAAAUUGCCGUUAACUAUCUACGAAUCGCACAAGCGUCUCAAUUCUGUCAGGCACACUUUAAAGCCAUCCUGUACGGUGACCUCUGGUACCGGGAGGAAGAGGAGCAAGGAAAGCAUGAUGCCAAACGACAUCCGGAACUGCUAAACAUAAUGAAAUCGUGCCAUUUGGCGAUCGGUGUAAACGAUGCAGUAAAAUCAUUCCUUAACCCAAUCCAGGAACGGAUGGAAUAUUACCGUCUAGAGCAGAAUUACGCCAGAUGCUUGGUUAUGCAAGAUGCAAGCACACCGUGGUCGCAGGAUAGCACCCUGGACAGUGCGGGCACACAGAAUGCCAUCUUGCAAACACUGAAAGACUCGUCACUGUACGGUUUGGCUAGAUCGUUACAUGUCGCACCGCAACAGAUUGAUUACGAGUGUGCCUGGCGGCUGUCCGACUGGAAUGUACUAGUCGACACGGACGGUGGUGUUGCUCCCAAUAUCCCGAAGAGAGCACCGGCAGCCGGCUCGAGCGCUCUGCUCCUACAGUCGCGAUCCUUCGAGCGAGCGCAUUACAAAGCGCUCAAGUGUUUGCAGCUGCGCGAUGAACUCGCGGUGGAAAGUGCGAUCGUGGCAGCGCAGCGUGCCGUUAGCGAGCUGUUCAAGCUUACCAGCAUCGAAUCCACCAAACACAUCUACCACGGGCUGUGCCGGUUGCGGAUGCUGCAGCAGAUCGAAGACUUCGGUGAGGUACACUUCUCCAGACAGAUCGACUGCGAGCAGGACCUGCUGAACCGGUGGAGGGAACAGGACGAGCUGCCGCACAGCGAGUUCACGCUGCUGGAAACGAUCCUUUCCCAGCGGCUGUCCAUCUUCAGCACGGCCGGGAUUCGUGCGAAACGUAAAUGGGUACCGCCGGCAGUGUACAGCACGCUGCUGCUGCUGAUCCACGAAUCGCGCUUGCGAGGCUUCGUGGACUGUGCGGUACGGAAUGUGGUGCUGAUCGGGAAGCAGGAGCUGCCGGCCAACGUGCAGUCGGUGGUGAUGCUGGAAAAUGCACAGCUCAACUGGAGUGCCGGCCAGCCGGUGCUGGCGAAGGAGCUGGCGUGGGAAGUAAUGAACAGCACUAAGUACACUGAUCCGAUGGUGAAGGGAGUAGCGUGCCGGCUUUACGGUGAGUUCCUCGCGGAGGGCCACUCGCAGGAGAUCAAGUCGCUAUGCUCGGACUACUUUCAACAAGCGGAAAAGUGUGUCCAGUUUGUGUUGUCGCGACAGACGGCGGCGGCAGCGGCCGGUGGCGAACAGAAAACAUCGCCCGGGAACGUUCCCGCCAGCCAUCGUUGCUUCGAAGUGGAUCGUAAUUUCACCGUGCAGCACACCGUCGCGAAGUACGCGGAUCGUGAGUUUGUGCGGCUCACCAAAUUCAUCCGCUCUCAGGAGUGGGAGGCACGGAAAACGAAUCUCGCCCGCAUGGAGGUCGAGCUGGUCCGCCUGAGGGAGGAAACGCAACGUGCCACCGAUCAGCGGCGCAAGGAUCUUGGCCGUUCGCUUCACUUUAUGCAGAAAAACUUGCAGCGCGACAAGAAAGCGGCCGAAGAGGUGGAACAGAAUCGCUGGGACUACUUGAAUCUGGCACUGUGCUAUUAUCUGAUGUACGCGAAACAGAGCACGAUCGUGAGCGACAUGGUGAUAUUUAGGAUCAUGUCGCUGUGGUUGAACAAUCAGGAAAAUACGAGCGCAAAGGAGUUGAUCGAAGAGUCGCUGCUUACCAUUCCUUCGUACAAGUUUAUUGCCGUUUUACCGCAGCUUACACCGCGCGUCGGGCUGGACAGUGGGGUUGGUGCGCUGGUGCAGAAAGCUUUGAUAAGAUGCGCCCUGGACCAUCCCCAUCACACGCUUCCGUUUGUGUUUGCGCAGCUGCAUGCGUAUAAAGAUCAACCGGAUCACGAAACUCCCACCAACGAUAACCGUUUAAUGGGUGUGCGGGAGGUGUACAAAAAGCUGCGCAAAGAGCCAACGCUCGAGCAAAUGCUGCACCAAACCGAGAGAAUGAAUCUCGCCCUGAUCGAACUGGCCAACAAAACGCUCUCCAACAGUCCCUCCUUCCGGGAGUACACCAUGACGAAACGUGAUCCGCUCGGGCAGCUGGAAGGCUUGGAUCUCAUCCACUGUCCAACGGUGGAGCUGCCCGUCCUAAAGACCGGCAACUAUCGCACACACAUCGUAGGCAUCAGGCGGUGGGAUGCGAAGGUGAUUGGUGUCGGUGGAAUUAAUGCGCCGAAAAAGCUUGCCUGCCUUUGCCUGAACGGUACGAAACGGACGCAGCUGCUCAAGGGGAAAGAUGAUAUGCGCCAGGAUGCGGUAAUGCAGCAGGUGUUCGGUAUAAUGAAUAUACUGCUGCGCCACGAUAAGGAAACGGCGCACCGGAAGCUGUCCGUGCGCACGUACAAGGUGGUACCGCUGUCGCGGCAAAGCGGCAUACUGGAAUGGUGCAACAACACGAUGCCGAUCGGUGCGUGGCUGCUUACCGGGCAUGCCAAGUAUCGGCCGCAGGACCUGGAACCGACAGCGGCGCGGAAAAAGUUUUCCAAUAACGCGGUGGCCGGCAUGACGUUGCCGAAGAAACUGAAAAAUUAUGAAGAAAUCUGUGACAAAAUUCGGCCCGUCUUUCGGCACUACUUUCUCGAGCAGUACCUGAAGCCGGGCGUGUGGUUCGAGCGGCAGCAGAACUACAUCAAAAGUGUGGCCGCCAGCUCGAUGAUCGGGUACGUGCUGGGCAUCGGCGAUCGGCACGUGCAGAACAUCCUGAUCGACAAGCUAACGGGGGAGGUGAUCCAUAUCGAUUUUGGCAUCGCGUUCGAGAUGGGAAAAAAUCUGCCCACCCCGGAGACCGUCCCGUUCCGCUUGACGCGUGACAUUGUGGAUGGUAUGGGGAUAAGCGGUGUUGAGGGUGUUUUCCGCAAAUCGUGUGAGAAAACGCUGGAAGUGUUGCGGAACAAUCAGACGGUGAUCCUCGCCAUCCUGGAGGUGCUGCUGUACGAUCCGCUCUACUCGUGGAACGUGCUGUCGAACAAGAAAGCAAACCGUCGGCAACAGCAAGCCUUCCUUUCGCCUUCGGGUGACGCUGAUGAGGCUGAUGGAGCGGUCGGUGGCCUGCCGAUGGAUGCGGCCAAUAUCAACGUGACGGCCGAGCGUACGUUGAUGCAGGUGGAAGAGAAGCUGCUUGGCCAGGAGGACAACAAGUACAUCUCCGUCGAUGGACAGGUGCAAAUGCUAAUCUUCAACGCGAUGAACAAGCGCAACCUCUGUCAAGUGUUUGCGGGAUGGCAACCGUACCUGUGAGCAAGUGAGUGUGUGGGGCUUUACGGUGAUAGUGUUAUCUUUUAUUUAAUUUCUUUUCGUUUUCUACAUACAUGUAUCACAUGCAUAUGA
Anopheles arabiensis is the source of this 8946-nucleotide messenger RNA. It is a transcript of the gene tefu, whose product is annotated as serine/threonine-protein kinase ATM. The transcript is spliced from 19 exons. Bases 190 to 8856 code for a protein of 2888 amino acids. Gene Ontology annotation, molecular function: protein binding; protein serine/threonine kinase activity. Lineage: Eukaryota; Metazoa; Arthropoda; Insecta; Diptera; Culicidae. The record is from RefSeq and is a predicted model, not a curated record. Gene Ontology annotation, biological process: DNA repair.